AUGACUACUAUCCGUACAAUUUUGGCCAUUGCCACUUCAAAAGGGUGGCCACUUCACCAGAUGGAUGUAAAGAAUGCAUUUUUGCAUGGUGAUCUAAAAGAAGAAAUAUUUAUGUCUCCUCCACCCUGCAUGUUUUCUUCUCCUUCUACAGAUAUUACUAUGAGUAUGGGUUCUGAUUCUCAAUUUAUUGAGAAGCUUCAACAACAGCUUAAAUCUUCAUUUCAUAUGAAAGAUUUUGAAUCUCUCCAGUACUUUCUUGGCCUUAAAAUCCAACAUUGUCCAACAGGCACAAUACUACAUCAACAUAAGUAUACACAAGAGUUGCUCACAUUAGUCGGUCUUCAAGACAGUAAUUCGGUUCUUACACCUAUGGAGGUGAAUUUGAAACUUCGUCAAGAGGGAGGUGAUCUCUUAUCUGAUCCUUCGUUAUAUCGCCAGUUGGUGGGCAGUUUAAAUUAUUUGACCAUUACCAGGCCUGAUAUUUCCUUCGCUGUCCAACAAGUCAGUCAAUUUAUGCAAGCCCCAUGUCAGGCCCAUUUGGCUGCUGUACGUCGUCUUCUUCGAUAUCUCAAAGGUACCUCUGGUCGUGGUUUGUUCUUUCCAUCUAGUACCUCAUUGCAAUUGGUGGGAUUUAGUGAUGCAGAUUGGGCUAGCUGUGUUGAUACUCGUCUUUCUAUCCCCGGUUGGUGUAUGUUUCUUGGUGGUGCACUUAUCUCUUGGAAAAGUAAGAAGCAAGCUCGUGUUUCAAAAUCUUCCAUUGAGUCUGAAUAUCGAGCCAUGUCAGCUGCUUGUUCUGAAAUGAUUUGGCUUUGGGUUGGUCGUCAUGAGAUUUCUCUUCCUCACAUUUCCACUGAGAACCAACCAGCAGAUGUCUUUACUAAGGCCUUAUCUCGUCAUCGCCAUCAGCUUAUGAUUGACAAAUUGAUGCUGCUUGAUCGCCCAACAUCAAUUUGA
Messenger RNA from Olea europaea var. sylvestris, 954 nucleotides. RefSeq lists its product as uncharacterized. Bases 1 to 954 code for a protein of 317 amino acids. The transcript has 3 exons. The record is from RefSeq and is a predicted model, not a curated record. NCBI's taxonomy places the organism in Eukaryota, Viridiplantae, Streptophyta, Magnoliopsida, Lamiales, Oleaceae.